AUGGUCGACAGUCGUUCAUCAUCGAAUACGGACGUUGCCCAAUGUGUAAUACCCGAACAUGUUGAUCAAGGACCUGGAAACCUACAGCACAACACAGCACGCAAAAGGCCAUUUCUAAACACUCAGCCCAAGAUCAUCAUCGCCGGUGCAGGGACUGGUGGCCUCAAAGCGGCCCUGUCCCUCCAUGCAGCUGGUUACACCGACAUCCACAUCUUCGAGGCAGCGUCACAACUCACAACUCUUGGCGUCGGUAUCAACGUGCAACCCUCCGCCAUUCUAAUUCUUCGCAAUCUCGGACUCCUGGAAGCUUUCGAGAAAACCGGUGUUAAAACGCAAGAGCUCAACUUUUACAACCGCCACGGCCACCCCAUUCUUAGCGAGCCGCGAGGUCUCAAGGCAGGCUAUGCGGUGCCUCAAUUCAGCGUUCACCGCGGCGAAUGCCAGAUGCUGCUUCUGAGUGCCGUCAAAGAGCGAUUGGGCGAAGGGGCGGUCAACCUCAACCACGCUCUGACAGGGUUCUCACAGGACGAGAAGACCAUUACAGCAGAAUUUUCGCAACGGCGAGAUGGUGCGACGGCAGGACAGUCAAACGUCACAGUCUCGCCGCGAUUCUCGGGCCGCAUGCUCUGGCGCGGCUGUAUCGAGCGUGAGCCGUACCUCACCGGAGCAUCAAUGGUAUGGGCCGGUCACGCCGAUCAAAAGUUCAUUGCCUACCCCAUCAGCCAACGUUCAGCGGACAAGGGCAAGAGUCUCGUGAACUGGAUCGCCGAGCUCAGGAUACGAGACAAGGACGAUGAGGAUCUCACUCCGCCAAAGACAGACUGGACGAAAGCGGUCGACAAGUCUGUGUUUGAGGGUCCGUUCCAAGGAUGGCGAUGUGGUGGGCUCGAGAUGAAAGAUCUCAUCGACGCUAAUGAGAAGGUCUUUGAGUUUCCCAUGAGCGAUCGGGACCCUGUUGAGCGUUGGAGUUUCGGCCUUCUCACUUUGCUUGGCGAUGCUGCGCAUGCCAUGUACCCGAUUGGCUCAAACGGCGCUUCGCAGGAUAUUAUCGACGCAGAGACUCUUGCGAAGCAACUUGUCGAGAACCCAGACGAUGUGGUGGCGGCGCUGAAGGCAUACGAGUCGGAGCGGUUGCCAGCCACGUCCAAGAUUAUAAUGGCAAACCGAGGAAACGGACCAGAUCACGUCUUGCAAGCUUGCGAAGAAAGAGCGUCUAACGGUUUUGAGAAUGUUUAUGAUGUCGUCCCGAAAGAUGGACUAGAAGACAUUGGUCGGGUUUACAAGAAGGUGGCUGGCUUCGAGAUGGAGAGCGUGAACAAGAAAGCACAAGAAACAGAGGGUGUUAGCGAGAAGCUAGGAUUGAAGAGUCCGGCUGAGUGGAUUUAGGCCUCACAACUAUGUACCCGAAGAUUGACACUUGGCACCCGGCUCCUUGAGGAAUCCUAGUUGACUGUAGCAGGAAUAGCAGAGUAUCAAUAUGUCACUGGUUACUCUAGUACCUAGGUCCCCCAAUCUAGAGAUACGUUAAGCGAAUUGUGAUUCACAAGUAGCUUGGAUUCGGAACAUGAAGUCAUGCGGGUUUUAGUUUGGCGUCUCUCAGGACGACAAGUGUUGAGCAAUUGGCCUGUUCUAGGAAAUAUAGAACCAGUAACUCCGGCAAUAAGCUGAGCCGGG
Colletotrichum phormii is the source of this 1674-nucleotide messenger RNA. RefSeq lists its product as uncharacterized. The transcript has 3 exons. Gene Ontology annotation, molecular function: FAD binding; monooxygenase activity. The record is from RefSeq and is a predicted model, not a curated record. NCBI's taxonomy places the organism in Eukaryota, Fungi, Ascomycota, Sordariomycetes, Glomerellales, Glomerellaceae. The coding region runs from base 1 to 1386 and encodes 461 amino acids.